CCGGCACUGUCAUCAUAUCCGGCUAGCUUCCAUCUUUGAAAGGUUCUUCACUCUAGGAAAAUGGCAUUUUCACUCAUUGAGUUGAUCAAGAAUUUUUGGGUAAAAUUGGACAACUUGAUAACAAAACCGAUUCAACCUAACGUGCACAAACUUAUUAUUGCCAUUCUCUUCUCGUCCUUUAUGGUAAUAGGACUGGUUAUGUGGCAAAACAACCGUACGCAGGAAGAGAAUCUUAGAUUGGUCUUUGCUGGUAUCGCGCCUGGUUUGUUGCUUCAGGUGAUUAAUUUCAACGAAUAUAUUCCAGAGAUUAGAGAAUGGAGGUGUCUGAGGUUAAAAGGACCUAUAAUUGAAACAAUGAAUGCUAUUUCCGGAUGGUUCAUUGCAUUUGGCCUAUCAAAAGUGUUCCUUGAUGCUGAAUCCAUGCUGAAUUUUGUAUUUGCUGGACUGUUUUUUCUCAUGACACUCUCAAUCUGGGACUUACUAGGACCUGAGAUUGAUCUUGGUCUAGUAAGCGGGCUGUGCAGUUUCCUUUCUAUUAAAGCUCCAAUAUUAGCAACUCGAUAUGAAAGGAUCCCUGUUGGAAUUGUUGCUAUCUCUCUACUAUAUGUCCGUUUUCGUAGAGCUGAGGCAGGAAAGGAUGAUCAGAGUGCAGAGCAAUCAGGACAGGGACAAAGGGAUAUAUGAGGCGAAACACCUUUUUCUCCCCACACCCAACAGGACAUAGAUGUAGCUUCCACCGUGGCUUCUGCCACUUUAGGUAUCAUCAUAUAGGGCUUCUGAAUAAGAAUUGAGGAAUGAGAAAACAGGGGAAAGUUUUAUAUUCCAGCUCUUCUGCACAUGUGUGUGUAAGAGCAUGUUUGGUUUUGAUUUGUGAGAGUUUCUGUUUUUUGAGUACUGUUAUGAAUAAUAAAUUUAAAUUUUUCUU
Rubroshorea leprosula is the source of this 925-nucleotide messenger RNA. The record is from the annotation of a GenBank genome assembly. NCBI's taxonomy places the organism in Eukaryota, Viridiplantae, Streptophyta, Magnoliopsida, Malvales, Dipterocarpaceae.